GGACCGGCAGCGAAAAAAGAAAUGGACCAGUGCCGUACCUAAACACACAAAGAGGACUCUGUGAACACCGGCCGAGUCCCCGGCAGCGACGUCUUUGCCUGCUCCCAUUUUGUGUAGGUUAUGUCAAACUAGUCUAUGAAGUAUGUACAGUACCACCGCUUGGCUCCGCUUGGAGCUAAAACUCGGUUUGGAGUUUGACCGGAAGGAUAACUUGUCACUGCGCGGCGGACGCCAGCUUGCAAGUCUGACAAUCUUACCGCUCUUACCGACUUCACAGACUUCACUAUCCCCACAUUCCUUGCCCAGACGCCGUGCUCCUGCAAUCUUAGCUCUCCCCUCGAUCGACCAACAAGAAACCCACCAAUGGCCCUCCUCCUCACGCCCUCAGAAAACUUCGGCCAAGUCGAACGCGGCAUCUACCGCUCCGCCCCCAUCCACCCCGCCCACUUCCCUUACCUCCGCACCCUCGGCCUCAAAACCCUUCUCACGCUGUCCCCGGAACCCAUCCCCUCCUCCAUCCAGACCUUCUGCGACGAUAGAGGUAUCAAGACAGUCCCACUAGGCCACCAAACAUGGCGACCAAACCGCAGCUGGCGUCCCGUAAGCGAGGAGAUGAUAAAGGAAGGCCUAGAAACGCUGCUGAACAGUGAGAAUCACCCGGUCUUGGUGACGUGCCUGACGGGGCUGCACGACACGGGAACGCUGAUAGGCUGUCUGCGCAAACUGCAGGGGUGGAAUUUCAACACCAUCAUUGUUGAGUAUCGGAGCUAUACGGGCGGGCAAGGGCGGUAUGGGAACGAGCAGUUUAUUGAGCUGUUUGAUAUGGACCUUGUGACGCUGCCGAGGUCGUUGCCGGCUUGGUUUACGUUUCAUCAGAGUUUGCUGGAGGAGGAGGAGCAGAAAUUGCUGACGGAUGGGCCAGGGUGAGGAUUGCCCGGGGAGAUGUAAACGUAUCCGACUCUUGCAUGAAGAGGUAUAUGCACACGUGCCGGACGGACGUUGCUGAGACACCACGUCCCAUUCAGC
Molecule: messenger RNA, 1026 nt
Organism: Fimicolochytrium jonesii
Lineage: Eukaryota; Fungi; Chytridiomycota; Chytridiomycetes; Spizellomycetales; Powellomycetaceae
Product: protein-tyrosine phosphatase
Exons: 1
Coding region: 364-927 (187 amino acids)
Molecular function (GO): phosphatase activity
Source: RefSeq, a predicted model, not a curated record